Molecule: messenger RNA, 471 nt
Organism: Pyricularia oryzae 70-15
Lineage: Eukaryota; Fungi; Ascomycota; Sordariomycetes; Magnaporthales; Pyriculariaceae
Exons: 1
Coding region: 1-471 (156 amino acids)
Source: RefSeq, a predicted model, not a curated record
AUGCGCAUCCAAACCGUUUGCACGGUCAUUAUCGCCCCUCUGGCUCUUGUCCCGAAUGUUUACGCUUCCGCAGUCCCUACCAACCCCCCAGACGUCCCUACCAACUCCCCAGACGUUCCUACCAAGCCUCCAGGUCGUAUCUCAAACACUGCUGCUGGCUUUGUGAAUUUCUUCAAAAAGAAAGCGUCCUCAUCUACUCCACCCCCAGCGGAAUGCGAGUAUACCGUCUACAGGAAUCAGGAGACCGAUGCCCGUCGACGGAAGCAUAGCCAGGAAGGCACUUACAGCUUUUCACACCACGGAAAAGCUGCCAAGAACUCUAAACAGAACAUUUUCGGCGUCAAGGUUCGAUUUGAUCGCGAGUGUCGGCCGCACUAUUCUUCGAAGAACCAAAUAGCAGUCAUACCUGGUAUUCAUAAUGACGAUGUUAUUCAAGUGGACUGGGAAAGGUUUGACUUGCAUAUGAGAUGA